AGCACUUGAGGAAUGAGAACCGCGUUCGUCGAGGAUGUCCCGGGGACUGGGCCUGGAUUGUGCCUCCUAUGUCUGGGUCUCUGACUCCAGUUUUCCAUCAGGAGAUGGCCUUGUAUUAUUUGAGACCAUCUUACGAAUAUCAGACUCCUGCUUGGCGCCUCCACAAGUGGAAAAAUGCCGAAGCAAAACCGCCAGGGAAAAGCUUCAAGGAUAUCGUUAGGGCGACGGUGUUUUCGUCUGCUCUGUUUUUACCAGCUUUACAAGCAAGGACUGUGGCAACGGUUUUGUAUGCGACUGAAACUGGGAAAUCCGAAAAAUUCGCCUCUAUCCUCCGGGAUUUGUUUUCGCAUACUUUCAACGCUCGUAUGGCGAGAAUGGACGAGUACACAAUGAUGGACCUUCGCUCUGAAUCUCUGGUUCUCGUCGUCGUUUCAACUUUUGGCAACGGAGAUCCUCCUGAAAACGGAGAAACUUUUGCCAAGGAGCUUCACGGAAUGAAACUAAGUGAUGGUGAAUUGGGCGACAAGGAGGUUGUGAGUAAGUACAUUCCAACUGCUCUGGUCAAACGGAUGCUGAGCAACGAAAAUCGGAAACCGACGAAUUCGUCCAAGGCUGAAAAUGAAGCAAUGGAUUCAGGCGGACCUCUGAACAACCUGAAAUUUGCAGUUUUUGGACUCGGUUCCAGCGCUUAUCCAAGUUUCGCUGCGUUUGGAAAAUUUGUGAACUCCUACUUGCAAGAUUUGGGAGGAGAAAGAUUGCAUGAAAUUGGCCUCGGGGAUGAAUUGCGCGGUCAAGAGCAAAGUUUCAAAAGCUGGGCGAAAAGCGUUUACCACGCUGCCAACAGAGACUUCUGCAUCGAAAAUUCAGCUGGUUCGGAAGCCGCGGAUUCUUUGGAAGCAGACUCUGAAAACGCCUCUGAUCCCAAUAAGCUCAAAUUUCAAUUGGUCAAGGCUGAGGACGAACUCUACAAAAGCCUGGCGAAGCAGAACGGGAAAAAAGUUUUCCCUUGUGAGGUCCUAGAAGUCAAGCCUCUCUACGAAUCCGGAACUGACGAUGGAACCUUGUUAGUCCGUCUAGGAACAGCUCUUGCAGAAAACUAUUCCGUGGAGAUCAAAUUCGAACCCGGCGAUCACCUUGCUUUAUAUCCCGAGAACAAAUCUUCCAUCGUCGAAGGUGUCCAAAAAAGAUUGGCAGAUUGCCCUGAACCCGAAAAGCCAGUUCAGCUGAUGACGCUACGAGAGAAAACGGACGGAAAAAAUCGAAAUGAAGAACCUAAAACGUGGGAACCAAUCCCAGAACUUCCACAAGCAUCAAUCAAAACACUCCUGACUCGUUACAAGGACAUUACAACUCCGCCAACUCCAGAUUUCCUUGCGAUGUUGGCAAAUUUGCAGAAAAUGGCGAGGAAAAGACUCGCUUGGAAACGCUGGCAAAGGAUGCAAAGGAAUACGAGGAUUGGCGAAACUGGAAAUACCAGACAUUGUCGGAGGUGUUGGAAGAAUUCCCUUCUGUGAAACCCCCGGCUUCCUUGGUUAUCAAACUAUUGCCAAAUUUGCAACCGAGAUUUUACUCCAUUUCUUCGUCUCAAGCAGUUCAUCCUAAAGAAAUACACCUCACUGUCGGGAUCGUGAUUUACAAAACACAAGGUGGCGAAGGACCGAAGCAUUUUGGAGUCUGUUCCACUUAUUUGCAAAAUGCUCCCCGAGGCGAAACAAUCCCAGCUUUCAUCCGAUAUGCCCCAACUUUUAGAAUGCCAGCUGAUCCAGAGAAACCCGUUAUAAUGGUCGGUGCUGGAACUGGAAUUGCGCCGUUCCGGAGCUUCUGGCAACAAAGACAAGCUGAAAUCAACACUUCAAGAGCUGAUCAGAGAUUUGGAUCGAUGGCGUUAUAUUUCGGCUGUCGUUUCAAAGCGUGGGAUGUUUAUGACGACGAGAAAACAGUGUUAACGAACAGUGGUGUGCUAGCGGAGCGACAUCUAGGUCUUUCUCGAGAACCUGGUAUCCCAAAG
This is a messenger RNA of Notodromas monacha, 2008 nucleotides long. NCBI's taxonomy places the organism in Eukaryota, Metazoa, Arthropoda, Ostracoda, Podocopida, Cyprididae. The record is from the annotation of a GenBank genome assembly.